UUGAACAUCUUUUUCCCGCCAUACACGACAUUCAUAGGCGAGACCCCCACCCCCGAGGGCCUGAUGAAAGGGCGGGAGUAUUACCUCGAUCCAGCGUUCGAGAAGAAUGCAGACGCCUCUACCAAGAAGCAGCGUGUAGACGUCGAGGAAUCUUCCCCCGAUUCGGUUUACAGCACGGGUCGACGGCUGCGUAAAAAUGAAUUUGAUGGUGGCUACGAGCACUGCAUCAUCAUCCGUCUGCACUAUCUCCGAGUCACAACGGUGCCCAGCCACCUUACCGACUCGCCCGCUCCCGAUGCCGACCCGCGAGACAUGCUCAAACCCUGGAGCGAGCUGGCUGAGGAGUACCGCGCAUUAAAUACUCGUCCGGUUGAGGACGGCCAGGUCAUCAGGAUCUGGGCCAAGGAUCCCGACCAUCUUCCCGACUGGGACAUUCUGCGCCUCCGAUGA
Colletotrichum karsti is the source of this 450-nucleotide messenger RNA. RefSeq lists its product as uncharacterized. The transcript is spliced from 2 exons. Lineage: Eukaryota; Fungi; Ascomycota; Sordariomycetes; Glomerellales; Glomerellaceae. The record is from RefSeq and is a predicted model, not a curated record.